Globicephala melas (long-finned pilot whale) is the source of this 6242-nucleotide messenger RNA. It is a transcript of the gene EEFSEC, whose product is annotated as eukaryotic elongation factor, selenocysteine-tRNA specific. Gene Ontology annotation, molecular function: translation elongation factor activity; GTPase activity; GTP binding. NCBI's taxonomy places the organism in Eukaryota, Metazoa, Chordata, Mammalia, Artiodactyla, Delphinidae. Gene Ontology annotation, biological process: selenocysteine incorporation. The record is from RefSeq and is a predicted model, not a curated record.
GCGGCAUGGCGGGCCGGCGGGUGAACGUGAACGUGGGCGUCCUGGGCCACAUCGACAGCGGCAAGACGGCGCUGGCGCGCGCGCUCAGCACCACAGCCUCCACCGCCGCCUUCGACAAGCAGCCGCAGAGCCGCGAGCGCGGCAUCACGCUCGACCUGGGCUUCUCGUGCUUCUCGGUGCCGCUGCCCGCGCGCCUGCGGCCGGCGCCGCUGGGGGCCGAGCCCGAGCCCGAGCCCGGGGCCGAGCCGCGGCUGCAGGUCACGCUGGUCGACUGCCCCGGGCACGCCUCCCUCAUCCGGACCAUCAUCGGCGGGGCCCAGAUCAUCGAUCUGAUGAUGCUGGUCAUUGACGUGACCAAGGGGAUGCAGACCCAGUCAGCUGAGUGCCUUGUGAUUGGGCAGAUCGCCUGCCAGAAGCUGGUCGUGGUGCUGAACAAGACAGACCUCCUACCCGAAGGGAAGAGACAGGCGGCCAUUGAUAAGAUGACCAAGAAGAUGCAGAAGACCCUAGAGAACACCAAGUUCCGAGGUGCACCCAUCAUACCCGUGGCAGCCAGGCCUGGGGGACCGGACGCCCCUGAAACGGAAGCUCCACAGGGCAUCCCAGAGCUCAUUGAGCUCCUGACGUCCCAGAUUUCCAUCCCAAGGAGAGACCCCUCGGGACCGUUCCUCAUGUCUGUGGACCACUGCUUCUCCAUCAAAGGCCAAGGCACUGUGAUGACAGGGACCAUCCUCUCAGGCUCCGUCAGCCUCGGGGACAGUGUGGAGAUCCCCACCCUCAAGGUGGUGAGGAAGGUGAAGUCCAUGCAGAUGUUCCACACACCCGUCACCUCUGCUGUGCAGGGGGACCGGCUGGGCAUCUGUGUCACCCAGUUCGACCCCAAGCUGCUGGAGCGUGGCCUGGUGUGCGCCCCCGAGUCUCUGCACACGGUCCAUGCAGCCCUCGUGUCCGUGGAGAAGAUCCCGUAUUUCCGGGGAUCCCUGCAGACCAAGGCCAAGUUCCACAUCACCGUGGGCCACGAGACGGUCAUGGGCCGGGUGAUGUUCUUCAGCCCUGCCCCCGACGGCUUCGACCACGAGCCCGUGCUGGACUCCUUCGACUUCUCCCAGGAGUACCUCUUCCAGGAGCAGUACCUGUGCCCGGGCUCAGUGCCGGCCGAGACAGACGGUGGGGAGGCCGACAGGAGGGUGGGCCAGGCGUCCGAAGGCCGCUGCCCCCGGCAGCAGUGGGCCCUCGUGGAGUUCGAGAAGCCCGUCACCUGCCCGCGGCUGUGCCUGGUGAUUGGCUCCAGGCUGGACGCGGACAUCCACGCCAACACGUGCCGGCUGGCCUUCCACGGCGUCCUGCUGCACGGGCUGGAAGAUAAGAACUACGCCGAGAGCGCCCUGCCCAGGCUGCGAGUAUACAAGCUGAAGCACAAGCACGGCAUCGUGGAGCGGGUGAUGGACGACUACAGUGUGAUCGGCCGCUCGCUGUUCAAGAAGGAGACCAACAUCCAGCUCUUCGUGGGGCUCAAGGUGCAGCUGUCCACCGGGGAGCUGGGGGUCAUUGCCAGCGCCUUCGGCCAGAGUGGCAAGUUCAAGGUCCACAUCCCUGGUGGCCUCAGCCCCGAGUCCAAGAAGAUCUUGACACCCACCCUCAAGAAGCGGGGCCGCGCCGGCCGAGGGGAGGAGGCCGGGCAGCCAGAGCCCGUCCAGCACGUGGCUCUCAGUUUGUCUUUCAAACGCUACGUCUUCGACACCCACAAGCGCAUGGUCCAGUCUCCCUGAGUGCCCGCCGGCCGCCCCAGGGCACCUUGCCCAGGCCCGGGGGCCACAGUGCCACAUGUGCCUCCAGGCUCUCCCCGGAGCCCCCGCGCCCCCCCGCCAGGGGACAGCACCGUGCAGGAAUGGGCUUCGGCUCCACAGCUGGUGGCCGGUGUCCCCCAGGCUGCCCGGCUGGCGGCCAGCGCUUGCCAGUCGCAAAUAAAUGGCCCGUGGUGCCGCCCGUUCUGCUGGUCUCUGAUUUCCUGGGGCCCCCCACCCUCCCAGAUCUGUUCCCAAGGGCGAGGUCGGGAAUUGCCGGGGCUCCUGCCGAGAGCAGGGCUGGGGAGGGACCCGUUGGGCUGAGGGGGUCCACAAAGUGUCAGGCCCUUAGGUCAGGCUCGGUGGCCCCUCGGGUCUCCUGGGCCUUGAGAGAGUCCGGGAGUCCUUGGGCAGCCGAGUCCAGGAAGGGCGCCCAGGGGUGUCUGGGAGCAGCGGGUGCCAGGCCAGUGCUUCGGGGCAGAAGGCAGGCUGGGGGGUUUGGCCCUGCAUCCCAACUCCAGGAGUCCCCAGGCCUUGUGCCUGCAGCCGGGCCUCUCUCGAGCCCAGCAAGCCCCGCCCUGGCUCCUCUGCCCCCUGUGCCUCAAGCCACCCCACCCUGCAGCCCGACCUGGCCAUACUCAGAAAAGGGUGAAGUGGCAGAGCUGACGGGCUGAGGGGGUAUCAGAGCUUUUAAAGACAUUUGCAGGAUGAACACAUGUUCCAGAGUCCCUUUAUUUGGCCUCCAGGUGGACGCAGAGGCCUCCCUUUUACCCUGGUAAUCGGUGUAUUAUGCUUUAAUUUGCAACAAUGGCAUUAAAAAUAUUAACAGGGAUGGCUCAUAAUCAGAUGACUUGGGCCUGGUAAGCCCUGGAGCCAAGGGCCCCGGGCAGAGAAGGAUGCUGUGGACCCGCCGGGCCUGUGCGUGGUGGCCGUGCUGGGCAGCGGGCAGGCCUAAUCCAGCGCCAGCAUGGGUGCCGGCAACAGUGGUGGCAGCCACCCCACGGCAGCCCUCACAGGGUCCCAGACGUCAGGCCAGGCAGCCGUCAGGGCGACAGCUGCGGGCUAGGUGGGCAGGGACAGUCCGGGCCUGGCCCCCAUCCCCCCGGAGCUGGGAAUGGGGCGGGGGCAGCUGGCGCUGCUGCAGCACCGUCAGGAAGCUCCCCUGGGAACCGUCCCCGACACCCCACCAUGCGCCAGGCUCCGGGCCCCACUCUCCUUUAGCCCCACCCCUGCCCUGCACCCCAUCUCACCAGGGAGGCGGUACCACCUGGCUGAGGCCGCCGUAGGUCACAGGGUGGGCUCCCAGCAAGGACUUCAGGCAGAGGCCCCGCCCCCAGCCCAGUCCAGUCCAAGGGGAGCAGGAAGGGCCUUCACGAGCACCUGCUGGUACCAGGCCCCGGGCUGGCCGCUCCCGUGGGUACUCGGCCCUUUGGAGGGGACGCUGGCAGGGCUGGGGCCUCCCGGGACUCACCCCUCAGACGAGGAAACCUUCCUUCGUCGUCCUCAGUGCGUGGGGAGCUAGGUGGGCACCACUGGGACCUCCAGCCAGGCCAAGUCCUCCCCGACUGAGGGCUGUGAGGGUGACCUCUCCCUCCAGGCCCCCUCGGGGUGGCCCUGCCCUGCACAGGCUGUGACCGUGAGCACAUCACUGUCUAGCUCCACGUGAGGGGUCACGUGACCCAGCGGGGCGAGGGGUCCUCCGUGAGCAGGUGCUAAUUCUGGGGGCAGAUCCCUGGGAGAGAGGGGCCCCAAGCCACUGCUGGGCGUCACAUCCUGGCUGCCCACUGACCAGCACUGUGCCCUCGGGCAAGUCCCGGCCUCUGCCCGGGUCCCUGGGUACAGCAGGAGAGUCAGAGCAGCAGCUGGCCUCCGUGUCCCUGCAGCCGUGGGAGGGGGACCAGUAGAUGUUGUCUCCCCACCGGGAGACUGGGGGCCUGAGCACCUCUCUGCGGUGGUGUGGGCAGCCCAGACCCAGCUCUGCCCCCAGUCGGCCACUUCUCCAGGACCUCUGAGGGUGCCCACGUCUCGCCUGAGGGCAGCACUCUUCGGAGCCCCGGGAAGCAGGCGGGCUCAGGCCGAGGGAGCUAAGGCCCAGGGAGGAGGGGGCAGCCGAGCCGCGGUACAGGGAGGGGCUGCCAGGGUGCAGUGAGACUGCCCGCGUGGCCAGCGGCCCAGGAGGGGACGCUAUCAGGUCUGGCAUCGGUCGAAACCCGAGCACCCCAGCUGCGUCGGCGGGGCGCAGCCUUUGAAGGGGGAGCACGGCGGGCAGGUAGGGUGGGGGCCGGCGCCUGGUGCUCUCCGGAGCAGUGUCCCCCUUCCCUUGGCUCCAGGCACCCCCAGACCUUCCACGUUUCGUGGAAGAGAGGGCUACAGCGUGCGGAGCCCACCGUGGCAUCAUCACGCACGUGAAGUCGCAGAAUACGCUCACCCACCGCAGGGGUGGCCGGCGGGGCAGCCGCGGGGCCCAGCCACUGCCUCAGGUGGAGCUGGGAUUUGAACCCCGGCUCUGGACACCUCCAGGGCCCCCCUCGCCCCAGUGCCUCAGCUGUGCCCUGGGGUGGGGGCCGCCCCGCCCGCCUGCCCCCCAGCAUGAAGUCGUGGGCAGGCGCCCUGCCACGGACUGGGGCAGGAGGGGCGGCCGUGAUCGGCAGGCCCGGCCGGCUGGCUGGCUGGCGGGGCUAAUGCACCAGCAACGAGAUAAGGCUUAUCUGGAAACGUCUCUGGAAUUGAGACUCUGAUGGAAACAGGCUUCUGGGUUAAUAUACUUCUGACAGAUAAAGUGGGAAGCCCUGGGGGCCCGGGGCAGGAGAAGGGGCAGCUCCUGUUCUCCCAGGCCUCCUACCCUGGCCGGCGUGUGUGCACACGUGUCUGUGUCUGGGCGUGCACACGGAUCUUGGUCUCUGGGUGUGUGUGUCUCAUUUGCGGAGGCUUUGUCAGGCUGGGUGUCUGGUGAAGAGGUGGGUGUCAGGUCCAGUGUGCACAGGGUGGGCACACACAUUUGUCCAGGGCCAGUUUGUCCCUUGGGCCUCUUCCCCAGGACCUGGUGGGGUGGGAGUGGGGCUCAUCACGCCCAUUCCGCGGACCCAGAGCUUCUUUGAGGUGGCCCAGGACCCUCUCAGUGCCGGCUCACCCUCAGGCGAUCCAGGCCUCAGGCCUCCCCAGUCUCCUCACGGGGCAUAGAAUUUCCAGGUUUCCUUUGAGGGGGCUGAGGCCAGUCCUGGCCAUGGCCUCCCAGCUCCAAGUUCAGCCAUGUCUGUCCCCCAUGGCCAUGACUAGAGUGAGGAAGCUUCUCACUAAGGGGCCACCUGGGCGAGGUCUUGAAGAGAGAGUAGCAGUUUGGGGCGGCGGGUGGGGGGGGAUGCUUCGGCAGAGGGGACAGCAGGAGUGAGGGCUCUGGUGGGAGUGUGGAGUUGGGGGGCCUGCGAGAGGAGGGACAAGGUCACGGCUCCCCGGUCUCCCUCCAGCCCUGGCUGGGCCUCCAGUGGCCCCCGCACUGGCAGGUCUGAUUAAAAAGAGUAAUUAAUGCCUGGCUGAUAACACAGUCGAGCCAUUAGUUAGGCAGCUCGGCCAGUGCCAGGGCCUGACUGCUGCACGGCACCCAGGCAGCAGGGAUGCUGGGCAUGGGGCGCUGUGCUCCCUGGGGCAGUUGACCCCGACCCUGGGCUCGCGGGGUCUGCUGCGGGAGCACCGUUCCCUCUGCCGAGGGCCUGUGGCGGGGCGGGGAGGCAGUGGGGGCAGCUGUGGAGGGAGGCUGGGCCGAGAAGAGGCCUUGAAGGGCCUUGAAGGGCAGAGGCAGGGCGAGUGUGUCCGAUCAGCGUUCGAGACCCCCCCCCGCCCCCGCCCCGACUUCCGACCAGCACUGGACACUCCUGGCCGAAUCCCAGGGCCUCCCGGGGGGCGGGGGCUUCGUGGGCUGGAGGAGGACUCCAAGGUUGGCCGGUGAUGGGCCAACGGGAGGCCGAGCAGGCUGAGGCCCGAGGCCCCGGGGGGAGGAAGGGGACAUGUGGGAGGUCUGGGGCUUCGACGCAGGGCGUGGAACUUGGCGGCAGGGGCAGAGUACAGAAGAAGCCCAGAGCUGGUCAUUCGGCAUCCACCAAGCACCUCCUGUGUGCUGGACGCGGCGGGGCGGGGGCAGCCCUGGAACCCCCACCCAGGCCAGCAGGUCAGAGGUCGUGCACCCACGAGGUAUUGCUCAACCCCCCACUGUUAUCACCGGGUCCGGUGGGGAGACGGUGCAGCAGAGAGGAACGGCCACUUCCUACGGCCACAGCUGGGCUCUAGAUAAAGGCCCACUGGGAGCCCCGGCCAACCUGGGGAGGGCCAGCCACCCACCUCGCCCCUCAAGGGACACCCCCCAGACUCAGCCUCUAGGCUUCCCGCACAGUCACCGCCAGACAGGGCGGGCGCCCAGCUGCUGAGUGCCACCCGUCCUGCUCGGGCCGGGGCUUCCGCUCGCCU